AUGUUAUUACCCAGUAUAAUUGUCAAAAUUAAGAAAGACUAUUUCCAUGGGCUGGCCCUUGUGGAUUCAUUCAGUGGUGUUUGGGUAAGUGGAUGGAACCUAGUUGAUUUUCCUAGGUUACAUGAUAAGUUUCAUAUUGGAGAUAAAAUAUUAUCAGUCAAUAAUGUACCUUGUCAGUCGUCAGCAAGUUAUUAUAAACAAAUCAAACAUUCAGAUUAUUCUACAGUAGAUAUACAGUUAAAACGUCUGCCUAAAGCUCGUGUAUUUGUUAUGAGGAGAGCUGCUGAAGGAGAAAGUAUAGGUAUUAAACGUGAAGGUGGCACUGCAGAGAUACUAUAUGUUGAUCCAUAUGGUUUAGCUGGACGUCAUGGUCUACCUUUAAAAUCACACAAUAUGGUUGAUAAUAAUUUAUGUAAUUGGGUCAUCACAGAGAUCAACAGUCAAACCUUAAAUCUUUUCUUUAAAGACAUGGAGGUUAAACAUCGACUUGGUGCUGUAGGUAAAGAUAUUACUAUUGUAGUACAACCUUCUGAUUUAAUCAAUGAUCUUAAAAAACAACUGAAAAAGCUGAAAAACUACAAGUCCUAUUUGAUUAAAUAA
Messenger RNA from Lottia gigantea (owl limpet), 600 nucleotides. RefSeq lists its product as hypothetical. The transcript is spliced from 4 exons. Lineage: Eukaryota; Metazoa; Mollusca; Gastropoda; Lottiidae. Bases 1 to 600 code for a protein of 199 amino acids. The record is from RefSeq and is a predicted model, not a curated record. Gene Ontology annotation, cellular component: plasma membrane; cytoplasm.